This is a messenger RNA of Penicillium pulvis, 2292 nucleotides long. RefSeq lists its product as uncharacterized. The record is from RefSeq and is a predicted model, not a curated record. NCBI's taxonomy places the organism in Eukaryota, Fungi, Ascomycota, Eurotiomycetes, Eurotiales, Aspergillaceae. The transcript is spliced from 2 exons. The coding region runs from base 1 to 2292 and encodes 763 amino acids.
AUGGAUUCCUCCGAAAGUCCUUUUAGCGACCUGGAUAUCUUUGCAGACUGGUCCGGUGAUCCUGCAGAUCAUGUGGAAGUCAAGCUUGUUGUGGAGAUCCAUUGCAGACCCUUCCUCGACAAGCCCGUCCUGAACACCCGUUUACCAAGAGAAUUCGUCGUAGAUUCCUCCCUCCAACUCGCCCCGCCGAAAGCAACCCUCGCUCAGCUCAAUGACCGCGAAUCGGUGGAACGAGACUCCCGGACACCCGAAAGCCCAAUUGUGAGCACGGACGCAGAAAACUCUUCGAUUCGUCCGGAGAACUCAUCGGAGCAAGGUACUGUCCUACUUGACACUCCAAACGAUGACUUUCACGGCGCCACUAUCGUGAACAAUGUCCACAAGGAUCCCCAGGAAAAUCACCCUCUCGGAAAUAUCCUUCAUUCUCGGAAGAGAAGUGCCAAGACUGCCUCGCUACCUGACUCUAUCUCUGAUUCUGAACGGCCGAUUGGUGGUAUCAAGAAUAUCAGGAAUAAUGGUAGCCUGUCUUUUCAUCUGUCUGGCACCUUGUCGAAUGAGUCUAAAAUGAAUCGGCGCAGUCUUAUACCGCGUCCUGUCGGUCUGUUCUCUCAUUCCCAUCAGGCGAGUGCGCCUGGGAGGGUUCCGGUGUUGAACUCGGGAUCUGGAUCUGAGUCUGGAUCUGGGUAUUUGUUGCGAGAGAAAUUUGCGGCCAUGAGGAAGUCUGAUGAGAAUGUGAAUGUUAAUUCAACCGCGAAUACGAAUAUGAGUACACCGAAGAUCUAUGGAGAUGAUGGAUUCAUGCUGUCCAGUCCUUUGGCGGCCAUAGUCGACAAUGUGUUCGACAACGCAGUCAAAAAUUCGAUUGGGAAGGCAAUCAACGAGGGUAAUGACUCGAGUCUCCCUGCAGCUGCAUAUGUCUCUGGAGGCAAGGAUGGAACUAAGUCUCGAUCAGAUACGCUUUCCAACGUGGUAUCGUGCGGGACUCCGUGCGACAUCCAUAACAUUCUAGAUUCAUACGGGGUAGUUGACGAUUACCCGAAUGGCCCUGUUGAGCCACUUUAUUCUGUUCAAACUCCGCGCUCGCCCCUCUCGCCAUAUGGUUCAUUUCUCGACUUGUCGGCCCCUCAACUUAACCAUGAGAACGGUGUAUUCCGCAUCUUUUGUCCUCGCGAUACCAAACCCGCCGUUUACAAAGCGACUAUUUCAUUUAUCAUGCCUAUGGAGAAGGGAACACCCCGGGGAUGGCUAAACUUUAUUAUUCCGGGAUUACCUCGACUGCGGAAUAAUUGCACCGGCUACCUUUAUUUCUGGACCCCUCCCAGUCAAGGAAUAGAGUUCCGUACCACCCAUUUGAAGCGACACAGCCUUGUCGAAAGCUGCAUGAUGGGCCAAUUUCCAGUAUUUGAAAAGCUAGUUGUUCCGGUGCGGCCUUGCGAUGGACGAUUUUAUGGCUUCCUCAAGGACUUCAAAGUGACACAGAGUAUUCGUGCUGACUUUCCCGACGAAGAUGAUCAAGAUCCACAGACAUGGGUUGUUGAAUACCAUGUGGUAUGCACCAUCCAUCUUAUUCAGCGUGACUUUUGGGCCGAAAAAUGUGGCUUAACUCUCUAUGUGUAUGGCGGACCUGAUACUGAAUUCUCUGCUCAUCUUCUUGAAUCCCACGAGGGAUUUCAGACAAUCAACCUGAACUCAUCGCCUGACGCUCGCAUUGGUAUCGCAGAAGUUCAAAUUAUCUGCUCGCCUUCCAAUCUGAGCAUGUUUGCCAUUACUUGGAAAGUCCGACUGCCACGGAACAGUCCCAUCUGGAUGCCCCGUAUUCGAGGCACUGUGGAUACCGAUGGGUUUGUUGAGGAUCUGGAAGAUCGUUACACGGUGGCAGAGGCAAACGGCACUUAUGAAGUCGUAAACGUCUCGCCCGCUCCCAAGCCUGACGCAUUUACAGCCCGUGCCCCUGACCCUGAACCCAAGUCCAACAGUACUAAAGGAUCCUGGAGUGUGGCCUGUUUCAUCCUUAUAAUCUGUAUUGUGUGUUUUGUGAGUCGAACCACGUACCGUCUCUACGAUGAGGGCUUUUUUGAUGGGCCUUUAGAUGGGCCUUUAGUUGUUGCAGCAGACUCGGUUGAGGUAAUUCCCAUCGGGGACAGUCCUGAUACGGCCGUUGCCAUGACCAUCCCCGUGACUGGUGAAGCCCCUGUUCCAGCUCCUGUUGUUCCAAAUGUUCCUGUCUCUCCCACCACUGUUCCUCUCCGAGAUCAAGUCGAUUAUCUGCUCGGUUGGCGAGGACCUUACUGA